Messenger RNA from Coregonus sp. 'balchen', 1997 nucleotides. The record is from the annotation of a GenBank genome assembly. Lineage: Eukaryota; Metazoa; Chordata; Actinopteri; Salmoniformes; Salmonidae.
AUGGUGAAAGAGAGUCUCCCAGCCUGGGUCCAGGAAGCUGAGGAUAUCCUGGUGCACAUCAACGUUGGUGGCCUGAAGCGCAGCCUGUUUUCCAGCACUCUAAGUAAUUUCCCCGACACACGUUUGGGACGCCUGCUGGCCUGCGAGUCCGAAGAGGCCAUAUUGCAAGUUUGCGACGAUUACGACGUUCAACAAAAGGAGUUCUACUUCGAUCGCAACCCGGGACUCUUCCCUUACGUACUGCAAUUCUACCUUACCGGCAAACUCCACAUCAUGGAGGAACUAUGUAUCUUCUCCUUCUGCCAGGAGAUUGAAUACUGGGGAAUCAAUGAGUUCUUCCUGGACAGCUGCUGUAGCUACCGUUACCACGACCGCAAACUGGAGAGACGCCACAAGAGCUGGGACGAGGAGAGUGAUGUUAGCAGCGUGGACACUUCCGUGGACGAGAUCUCAGACCUGAACAAGGACAUCCAGCACUUCCAGGACAUGCGCUGUGGAAAUGCCCGGAAGUACCUGUGGCUGACUCUGGAGAACCCUGGCUACUCCAUUCCCAGUAAGCUUUUCAGCUUCCUCUCCAUAGCUGUGGUGUUGACCACCAUAGCCAUCAUGUGCAUUAACAGCCUUCCGGAGUACCAGCACUUUGACGAGGAUGGCAAACAAGUGGAGGACCCGACCCUGCAAGCGCUGGAGUUCUUCUGCAUCUGCUGGUUCACCUUUGAGGUGGUGACGCGGAUGCUUUUGGCGCCCAACAGGAGAAAGUUCUUCCGCCACCCGCUCAACAUAAUCGACAUUGUGUCAGUGUUGCCCAUCUAUAUCACGCUGCCUAUUGACCUGGCGUUGGGCAGCGAAUCAGAGCUGGGGAACCUGGGCAAACUGGUGCAGGUGUUCCGCCUCAUGAGGAUAUUCAGGGUUCUGAAGCUGGCCAGACAUUCGACAGGCCUCAGGUCUUUGGGAGCAACGCUACGGGUGAGCCCUGCCACUAUAACCGCAGUACCCCAUUAUAUCAAAUAAUCAUAUCACAUCUAUCAUACAUUUUCAUACAGAACAUGAGGUUGUAAUUGUGAGUCAUUCAGUUUUAAUAGUGUCAAAUUCAUAAUCGCAUCGUACCUUUUAUAAACAGUUUAUCCUAUGGUGGAAUUUAGCGAUUAAAAUGUAGCACUCACACUAUCAAUUACAUCUGUUCAGUUUUUUGUAUCACAAAUUGCAUCAUUUAUACUAGAAACUGAACAGGGGUAAUCUUGGAAGGCACUGCCUUUAUCUCUGAUCCCUUUGGAAAUUCCCAAUGGAGAAGUGUAAUACAGGGCAUUCAAUUCCCAAAUCAUUCAUCACCCACUCCUCACCUAUAUUGUCCUACAAAAUAAAGUCAUAACAUGCAACUGAUCACAAAUAGAGAAAUUUCUGAAUUUAAAGGAAUUUCUAUCACAUACCCACUCUGACAUAUUGUGCUUAUCUGCCACUGUGUGUCUCUGUAGCACAGUUACAGGGAGGUGGGCAUCCUGCUGCUGUACCUGGGCGUGGGCGUGUGCGUGUUCUCGGGCUUUGCCUAUACGGCCGAGUAUGAGGAGGACGUGGGGCUGGAUACCAUUCCUGCCUGCUGGUGGUGGGGCACCGUCAGCAUGACCACCGUGGGCUACGGCGAUGUGGUGCCCGUCACGGUGGCCGGCAAGCUGGCGGCCAGCGGCUGCAUCCUGGGUGGGACCCUGGUGGUGUCCCUGCCCAUCACGAUCAUCUUCAACAAGUUCUCCCACUUCUACCGCAAGCAGAAGGCCCUGGAAGCCUCAGUGAGAAACAGCAACAAGAAGAAGGUCAAAGUGCGCAGUGACAACGUGCAGGAGGAGGAAGAUGGGGGUUCGGAUAGGGAUAGCCAGUGUCUGGAGGAGCUGGAUAAGGAUGAUGAUGAUGGAGGAGUGGUGAACUAUAGCUAUGUUGAUCAUCCACCGCUGCCUAUGGAGAGGGUCAGCCCAUUGGCGAGGAGGAAAGAGUUCUUCCAACUCUGA